AAAAAAAAAAAAAAAAAACAUUGAAAGCGUCUCUUCCAGUCAGAGCAGCAGCUGCAGCUUCAGGGAAUUUUUAACUCUACAACAAUGAGUGAAUCACUGGUGGUCUGUGAUGUGGAUGAAGAUCUGGUUAAAAAGCUGCGGGAGUUCCGUUUCCGGAAGGAGACCAACAAUGCAGCGAUCGUUAUGAAGAUCGACAAAGACAAGCAGCUUGUUAUUCUUGAGGAAGAACACGAGGACAUUUCUCCUGAUGAUCUGAAGGAUGAACUGCCUGAGAGACAGCCAAGAUUUAUUGUCUACAGUUAUAAGUACCAACAUGAUGAUGGACGCGUGUCUUAUCCGCUCUGCUUCAUCUUCUCCAGUCCAGUGGGUUGCAGACCAGAACAGCAGAUGAUGUACGCAGGAAGCAAAAACAAACUGGUGCAAACUGUCGAACUGACCAAGGUGUUUGAGAUCAGAAACACAGAGGACCUAACAGAGGAAUGGCUUAGAGAGAAACUUGGGUUCUUCCGCUAAGGUCAUCUCAUCCAGACGUCUGGGACGUGAGGAGGAUCCAGAUCACACAACGUGUGUUGUGUCGUCUCUUUGGGAGAACACACCACAGUUAAUGUUUCCUUUCUCUUUGUACCAGACCUGAUUUAAAUAGUGUUUGCUAAUACUUUCUGUUCUCAGUUUUAGGCUUGUUUGGUGGAGUUUUUGGCAUAUUACGGUUCAAAGUGUGCCAGAGGGUUCAGACAAUCACAUACUUUUCUGUGACUGUCAGCAUGCUUGGCACUAUCUAAACCUCACCCAUCUGUCAGCCUAAAACUGAAAUACUAUUUGACGCAGGUCUGACUUUGUCUCCCGUACAAUCUCUCCAUGUGCCAGUUACGUGUCUGUAAUGAAUUAACACUCCCAUAGCUCUUGAAGUGGACAGAAAUUGAUAGUGCUCAUCCGCCCUUCCUUAGCAGGUUCAUUCAGGAGAAUUUAAAGACAUUGUAACAACGGUUUCUGGUUCUCUAAGUAGUUUACACUCAGUGUGCUUUUUGCAACUGUAAACCUCUUAAGUUUCACCUUUUUUAUUUCUCAUAAUUUUCCAUAAGUUGAGGGAGUCUUACUUUUUAGAUAAUUUUUGGUUAUUUCUGGUGUAUCUAGGGUUAUGUAAACAUACAAUAUACUUUAUAGCAGUUACUUCCUUUUGUUGUGAAAAACAAACAUCCUGCCAGAACAUCUGAACAAUCAUAGCAUCAAUUUAGAACAAUAUAGAGUUCUGUUUUAGUUAGUUCCUCCUUCAGUAUUAAUUUAAGGGCAUUUAAAUGAUAAUUUAGGUAACAAACUCUAAUCGCUCCAGUCUACAAAGGACAAAAACACUAAGACCAUUUGACAAGUGUCACUAAGACUUAAGUAUGAUGUGUUGUACCUUCUCUUGUGCACAUGAACAAGCUGGCAGAAACCUUCUGGUGUUUAUCUUGCUGCAGAUUUGUCUCUGUUAUUCUGUCAUCAGAUCACAUCUUUGCGUCUGUGUUUAGAGAAGAAACAGUGUGAUUUUGUGGGUAAAAGUGUAUUCAGCCUUUGACCUGCAUAUUUGUUACAAUGAUAUCACACAUUAGAUAACAAUAUUUCCACUGAAACAUUCCAGACUGAACAGUUUAUACAAGAAACCUCUCUAGUCUCUAGUGACCAUGACAGUCUUGAAAACACUGCACACAGGGGCGGCAUCACCUGCCCUCUUUUUAAUCUACUGGGCUACUCUGUAUACGUGGGUUACUGUGUCUUUAUGGAGAUUGUUAGCUAUUAUUGUGCAUUAUAGCUAUUACUGUUAUUAGUGUUUCUGAAUGUUGUGCUUAAUUCUGAUGUAAAGCCACUUUGAUUGCUUUAUGGUGGUCGUAGCCUCAAGAUGCUCCAUGUUGAGGAUGAUGGCUGCGACUUCUCCAAAUGCCAGUUGUGCUUAAUAUUUAGACUUUGGUGGGUAAAAAAGACAGCAUCUGGACCAUUUUCAUUUUCCAUACAGAUCAGGGUUUGACCAAUAUAGUUUUGUGAAGGCUGAUACUGAUAUUUGUGUAUUGAAUGUGCCAGCAGCUCAUAUUUUGUGCCAAUAUCUAAUAUUAACAGCGCAGUCUGUAAGUAUUUAUAUGAGUUUCACAUUUUUUAUUGUGUUGGAUUAGAAUUAUAUCAUAUGGAGCCUGAAAUCAAACAUUGACUGAGGUUAAAAUGCCAAAUUAUAGCCUUCAGCACUUUUCAAACGCAAUGUGCUGGAAUAAAGGGUUAAAACAACAAAAAAUGUGUCACUAUUAAACACUUAUGGACUCAAUUUUGUUUUUAUUUGGCUGUAUUUGUGCCCCAAAACUACAUUUUUUCCUGCUGAAUUAUAUUCGUCUGAGGGUGGAAAAUCCUCUAAAACAGCACACUAAAACUCCAAACUAAUUCUAGUAAGGAUUAGCAGCUUUUAACAGCAGGGCGACCAGCCCUAGAUAUUCUAAAAGUACAUAAAAUGUACUUAUAAUGUACUAAUAAAAUUGUAUCGCAGGUGCUACUGUCCUGGUUUUAUGUGACUGAUGAAGGAAAAACCUCCAUCUUACCAGUGGUGGCAGUUUUCCGAUUCUUAAUAAAAGCUUAAUAUCAGCUCGGUAUAUUGGUCUGACCCUAAUAAAGAAUAAUAGAAACAAAUGAAUUCCACGUGUUCGCUCGUCAGUGUCGUCUCUUAUUGAGAAACUUUGGAAACGUUUAAGGGCGGGUUGUGGCUCAUUUAUUGCCUCAAGGCAGGAAAUCGCCACAUAAUGUAUGAUGUUGUACUGCGACAGUAAGUCUACAUACCAAUGCCUUGUCUUAAAAUUUUUGUCAUAUUUAUGUCUUUAAAAAAAUCAUGAGGCCAAAAUGAAAACAUGACUCAAAUAUUUUUUUUGUGAGAAAAACAGAGGGUGAUUGAAAAAGCUUUGUUGGGGGACUUUAAUGUAUUUUUGUUUUAAGACACUAUUUCUUUUUUGACUUUCUGAUCUGUAAUGUCCAAGAGACAUCAGCUGUCUAAGUACAAUGAUAGAAACAGUCCGACUCAAAUUAUGCACAGUCACACCUCUUCAUGUGGAUCAAUAAUUGACAGCAAAUUAAGACAAUAAUCUUUCAUGCUUUACAGGUCAGGACAGGGUUUAGUUCAACAGUCACAAUGAUAUAUAGCUAAUCAUUGGUUUUGUCAUCUACUGAUAACAUCAAAGCAACGAAAAGAAAAAAAAUUAAUCUUUGAUUGAUUCUCAUGUUCAUAAUGGUUUCUGUUCUUACUUGAACUGAGGUUGUACACAAUCCUUUAUUGGUAAAUGUAAAGUUUUAUAACCCUAAGACCUGCAAAAUCCUUUCAACUGUGGUAAAUUUUAAAAAAAAAUGCACAGUCUGAAAUCAAGUGUAUCUUUUGACAAAAUUUUUGACAAAAGCAAUACAGGCUAACUUUUAAACUUUGUAUUUCAUUUGAAAUAUGUGCAAUGUACUGAUUUCAAUGUGAAUAUAAAAACAUGUUUAGCUGUUAUCUGUUUCAAAAGGAAAUUCUUUAAACCUCUAAAAUGUGGAGAGCUACUGUAAAUGAAGAGCACGCUUUAAUGUGUGUAAUGUCUGAACAGUUUGCAUAAGCCUGACAGAAGUUUUAUAAUGACACAUUCAAGAAUUUGCUGCUCUGUUGCAUGCAUUCUUCGUAGAAUAGAGAAUAUAUCUUAAAUUAUUAAUACACUUGCACCUCAAACAUUGGUCUCAGCUGCGUUGUUACUCUAUCUGAAAUAUUUAUGUACCCAGGGUCCUUUUUUGAUUAAAGAAAACCUCUGCUGCUUAUGUUUUCAUGGAAAUGGGAUGUAAAGGACAGUACAUUGAUCAUGUGUCAAAAACAAUCUCCCCGGUAGUUUUCUUUGGUUUUGAGCCAUGCAUUUGGUUAUGUCCUGUGGAUCUGAUAGAUUUCCCUCUUAUGUGGUGAACCUGUUGUAUAUUUGGCCUCUUGAGUCUUUUUCUUAAACUGCAAAUGUGUUGUUUAGCUUUUGGUGUCCUCUGAUCAAAUGCCUACUAUUCUGUUUUCUCUCCUUUUUAAUAAAAACACACCUGGAACAUGUAUCAUAACCAGCUGCCUCAUGGCAUCAGUGAAACUUGAGAUAUUUGUAUUUUUCCCAUACUUUAUAAAGCGUCUAUUUGUCCCUAUUGUCCAAAUAAAACGUCAGUGAUGUUUA
Messenger RNA from Thunnus maccoyii (southern bluefin tuna), 4172 nucleotides. RefSeq names its product glia maturation factor, beta (gene gmfb). Gene Ontology annotation, molecular function: Arp2/3 complex binding; actin binding. Bases 85 to 513 code for a protein of 142 amino acids. Gene Ontology annotation, biological process: actin filament debranching; negative regulation of Arp2/3 complex-mediated actin nucleation. The transcript has 7 exons. Gene Ontology annotation, cellular component: actin cortical patch. The record is from RefSeq and is a predicted model, not a curated record. NCBI's taxonomy places the organism in Eukaryota, Metazoa, Chordata, Actinopteri, Scombriformes, Scombridae.